Molecule: messenger RNA, 1083 nt
Organism: Callorhinus ursinus (northern fur seal)
Lineage: Eukaryota; Metazoa; Chordata; Mammalia; Carnivora; Otariidae
Gene: MAFA
Product: MAF bZIP transcription factor A
Biological process (GO): response to glucose; regulation of transcription by RNA polymerase II; insulin secretion
Cellular component (GO): nucleus
Molecular function (GO): DNA-binding transcription factor activity, RNA polymerase II-specific; RNA polymerase II cis-regulatory region sequence-specific DNA binding
Source: RefSeq, a predicted model, not a curated record
AUGGCCGCGGAGCUGGCGAUGGGCGCCGAGCUGCCCAGCAGCCCGCUAGCCAUCGAAUACGUCAACGACUUCGACCUGAUGAAGUUCGAGGUGAAGAAGGAACCGCCCGAGGCCGAGCGCUUCUGCCACCGCCUGCCGCCCGGCUCGCUGUCCUCGACGCCGCUCAGCACGCCCUGCUCUUCUGUUCCCUCCUCGCCCAGCUUCUGCGCGCCCAGCCCGGGCACCGGCGGCGGCGGCGCGGGGGGCGGCGGCGGCGGCGGCGCGGCGCAGGCCGGGGCCACCCCGGGGCCGACGAGCGGGGGCCCGGGCGCCGUCGGGGGCGCCUCGGGGAAGCCGGCGCUGGAGGAUCUGUACUGGAUGAGCGGCUACCAGCACCACCUCAACCCCGAGGCGCUCAACCUGACGCCCGAGGACGCGGUGGAGGCGCUCAUCGGCAGCGGCCACCACGCCGGGCACCACGGCGCGCACCACCCGGCGGCCGCGGCGGCGUACGAAGCUUUCCGGAGCCAGGGCUUCGGGGGCGGCGGCGGCGCGGACGACAUGGGCGCCGGCCACCAUCACGGCGCGCACCACGCUGCCCACCACCACCACGCCGCCCACCACCACCACCACCACCACCACCACGCCGGCGCGGCCCACCACGCCGGCGCGGGCCACGGCGGCGGCGGCGCGGGCCACCACGUGCGCCUGGAGGAGCGCUUCUCCGACGACCAGCUGGUGUCCAUGUCGGUGCGCGAGCUGAACCGGCAGCUCCGCGGCUUCAGUAAGGAGGAGGUCAUCCGGCUGAAGCAGAAGCGGCGCACGCUCAAAAACCGCGGCUACGCGCAGUCGUGCCGCUUCAAGCGGGUGCAGCAGCGGCACAUUCUGGAAAGCGAGAAGUGCCAGCUCCAGAGCCAGGUGGAGCAGCUGAGGCUGGAGGUGGGGCGCCUGGCCAAGGAGCGGGACCUGUACAAGGAGAAAUACGAGAAGCUGGCGGGCCGGGGUGGCCCCGGGGGCGCGGGCGGGGCCGGCUUCCCGCGGGAGUCCUCGCCGCCGCAGGCCGGGCCCGGCGGGGCCAAGGGCGCACCCGACUUCUUCCUGUGA